Pelobates cultripes (western spadefoot toad) is the source of this 471-nucleotide messenger RNA. The record is from the annotation of a GenBank genome assembly. NCBI's taxonomy places the organism in Eukaryota, Metazoa, Chordata, Amphibia, Anura, Pelobatidae.
AUGGCGAAAAAACACACCAAAUCUACAGCUUACCAGACUCAGCGGCACUUCUUUGAACCCUGGGUCUGUCACAGGAUUCACUCUCCCAAACGGGACCCUGUGCCCCCACUUCCCCGACCCACAGCUGGGAUCCAGCAAAAAGUACUGCAUUCAGACCGUGGAGCACCACACCGAUUACCUACGCCUCAGUUACCACAUAGAGGAUGCGCCCUUUGGCUCCAUUUAAGUUCAGCAACACCACAACCUACCUACAUCGAACAUUCCCGAGAAAUGGAGUACCACACCGGGGCGCCACCAAUACCCCGCAAGGCAUCGGCUGAUGAUAUCAAAAGCCGGGACCCUGAGGACUCAUCUCUCAUCUCCCUUUUUUCACUAUGUAUGCAAGCCCUUGGGAGCAGGACUCUUACCAGGAGGACCCUAGGGGACCGUGUUGCGCUAAUUGACAUGCUUAAGUUUGUCCACCUGCAGUAA